UAGCUGGUUGUUUUGGAGUGUUCCCUGACAUGAUUCUAUUGAUGGCAAGCUUGUUGGUUAGUCUCACGAAUUAGCCGCCCUUCCUAGGUCUCUCACUUAGGAAGGGCGGCUAACUCAUGAGAUUGGCAUGCAAUUAACACAACGGCAAUUAGAGACCUAAGUAGCUAAGGUUAAUUAAGUGCUUUGCGCCUCCUAGUCCUCUGGACAUGAAAAGCUGACAAGAUGGCUGAUGAUCAGACUACUGACAUCCUCCAUCCCUCAACAUCGCUGGAGUGGGAGGAAUGGCCCUCUCUACCAGUGGGGAUGAGUGAUGCCUCUUCAGUGUAUCUAAAUGGAACACUGUAUUUUGGAGGAGGAGAAUACACUACUAAUGAUAUUGAUUUGAGAGUUGAAGCUUCAUUAUACUCAUUCAAACCUAGAAUUGACAGCACAUGGACAGUGACAGACACACCUACCUUUGGGUAUACCCUUGUCGUCCAUGACUCUGAACUGCUACUGGUGGGUGGGUGUGAGUAUUCUACAGGAGAGGUCACAAACAAAAUCUUCACGAUGGCGAAUGGACAGUUUGUUGAAACACUGCCUCCUAUGAAGGAGAGACGAAGUUCCCCAUCUGCUGUCAGUAGUGAGUCUGCACUAGUUGUGGCUGGGGGAUGGGACGACUCAGGAGCACUCUCCUCUGUGGAAGUGUUCAAAGAUGGCCAGUGGACAACUGCUCCCUCCCUGCCAAGUGCAGCAUGUCGCAUGAAGACUGCUCUCCAUGGUGACCAGUGGUACCUGAUCACGUUUCAGGGACACGUGUUCUGUGCAUCACUACAAUCACUCAUAUCUGGAGCCUACCAGUCACCAUGGGAGACGCUGCCUGAUGCGCCAAGUCAAUAUUCAGCUGCUGCUGCCUUUUUUGGUAGUCGUCUCUUGUCUAUUGGAGGAGUGAUUUAUUCGAAUUCUAAAACCACAAGAACCAUCCAUAUCCAUGCUUUCUCCUUUAGCACCCAGUCCUGGAAGCAUGCUGCUGACCUGCCUGUACUCCCAACAGCUGGUGUUCUGUCCAGCAAACAACUAAUUGUGAGCAGUGGUACGAGAGUAUUUUGCGGAAAACUUAGUGUUACUCCUUUUGAUGCUGACAGUUACUUCACUAUGAGAGCUAUUGAUCGCCUCAAAGCUUCAGCAGGAAUCUCUCUGAUAGAGGAGCUUGUAAAACACACGCCCACUGCCUUCCCAGCUGUUGCUGGUGUGGAUGUUCAGGAGAAAUACUAUCCUAUCUUGGAAGAGUGGGCGUCAGGAUAUGGAUCACACCUACCCACAUGGGCAGAGCUGUUCAGAGCUCUCAAGGAGAUGUGCUUGAGUGAGCUGGCUGGUCGGAUGGAGAAGUACUUGAGAGGGUCGGUUCCUGAGGACCCACCUCGACCACCCCCUGAUAAGGAAGGUGACUCAGAGGAGGAGAAAGAUGAUGAAACACCAAAGCAAGAAAUUCUCAGGUUAAACCAUGUGCUGGCUGAGUGCAUCAGCACUAACACUCUAUUGAAAAAUACGAUCCACAACCUUGAGCAACAGAUUGCUCAGUUUGCAAAGGAAAAACAGCAUAUCGAACAGGAAACCGAAGCUGAGCCACAGGCCACUGAUGACCUCCCUGGUGUUGAAGUGGUGGCCAGCACUUGUGUGAUCGUAACCAACUCACCCCAAACCUUCCACUGGGUUGGCUAUGGGUUCAAGCUCACCAUACCCCAAGGCUCUCUGCCAGCUGGUGUUGACCAGUGUCGACUAGAUAUCAAGGCCAGUGUAUCUGGACAGUAUCAGUUUCCUGACAAUCUCCAGUUGGUCAGCAGUGUCUUCUGGGUGCGUCUUCAUCCCUCGGGUCGAUUCCAACAGCAGCUGACAGUCGAGAUACAGCACUGUGCCAAGAUGACCAGCUCCACUAAGCUCUCAUUUGUGAGAGCACAUUGCUCCCAGGAGAGUCUGCCCUACACAUUCAAACAGCUUGAAGGACGUGACUCAUUCACAGAGCACAGCUCGUACGGUUGUUUGAGUGUGAAUCAUUUCAGUUCACUUGCAAUAGCUGCGGAGGGUGAUAUUGAUCUACAGUAUGUCGCUAGUCUAUACUAUCUGAAGGCCGACCCUCGGACCGUGGAGAUUCAUUUCACAAUUAAUGUGGAUGAUGAAAUACAUAAUGCUGAAACACAGAAGUUCUUUGACAAGCGUGGGGCCAAAGAAGGGCUGACUUUGGGGGUGGAGUUUGAUGACACGACUAUUUCACUGGAUAUUCCACUAUCCAGCGGUGUUAAUAUUAAUGAAUGGAGUCUUCUACCACUUGUUACACCAACGAUAUCAAAGAGAAGAGUUGACUCGUUCAAGCCAGGGAGAAAAGUUCCAUCCACAAAGCUAGUAGCAACACUCUCUGAGAGUAGCUGGGACUGCAAGGUACCAAGACGUUCACACCUAAUAACUUUGAAUGGUGCUAAGGAACCUGAUAACCAAAUGCGAAUUGUGUUGGAUCCCGUUCUAAAUGAAGUGGCCCCUCAUCAAUUGUUCCACUCCACGAGUGCAGUGGCAGUUCCAUGUCCCUCUGGCUCUCAAGUUGCAUCUGAUCAACCAAUCACUGUUGCUGACAUUGUGAGACACGUGGGCAUUAGUGAGGAGGACCUUGAUCGAGAAUGCUCCAACGAACACUUGCAGGAAAUCGGUACUUUCCUGCCAAACUGGCCCAAAUUUGCUGAGGCCUUACUCCUGACAACUGCACAAAUUACGGGAAUUCAGGUCAAUCCGAACAUAUGCUACGAAAUGAAGGCCGAGAAGGUGCUAGAAUUAUGGCAUGACAGAGAGAGCUUCAGAGCAACGUAUCGUCGUCUUGUUGAAAUCUGUCUUCACAGAUUCAAGCACGGUGAAGCAGCAAAGAAGAUAUGCUUAUUGGUGAAAGACAUUCCCCCGGACCCCCACCACCCACUAGUGAGGAUUCACAGAACAAAGUCUCAGUGAGAACACAUCAGAACUGGACUUAUUAUUAGCAUUACCUUCUGUCCUAUUGAUAGCUCUAUUGUGUACUGUUUAUUUUUCCAUUGCCAUUGCCCAAUUAUAAUCUAACACCCCCAA
Molecule: messenger RNA, 3084 nt
Organism: Halichondria panicea
Lineage: Eukaryota; Metazoa; Porifera; Demospongiae; Suberitida; Halichondriidae
Exons: 10
Coding region: 223-2970 (915 amino acids)
Biological process (GO): signal transduction
Molecular function (GO): protein binding
Source: RefSeq, a predicted model, not a curated record